Dictyostelium discoideum AX4 is the source of this 7167-nucleotide messenger RNA. It is a transcript of the gene dhkM, whose product is annotated as histidine kinase. Gene Ontology annotation, molecular function: protein histidine kinase activity; transferase activity, transferring phosphorus-containing groups. The transcript is spliced from 2 exons. The record is from RefSeq and is a predicted model, not a curated record. Lineage: Eukaryota; Evosea; Eumycetozoa; Dictyosteliales; Dictyosteliaceae. Bases 1 to 7167 code for a protein of 2388 amino acids. Gene Ontology annotation, cellular component: membrane. Gene Ontology annotation, biological process: phosphorelay signal transduction system.
AUGUCAAAUUACUUGAACGCAAACUCAACAGAGAAUAAUAAUAAUAAUAAUAAUAAUAAUAAUAAUAAUAAUAAUAAUAUUAAUAAUAAUUUUAAUACAACAGAUUUUAAAAUUGUUGGCAAUUUCAAUACCCCACCAAUUGGGAGCAAUAACAAUAAUAACAAUAAUAAUAAUAGCAUAUCAACUCAAUCUCUUCAAACGAUUAAUGAAUGUAAUAGUGGAGGAGAACAGUCACCAAAAAUUAAAACCAAUAAUAAUUCAUAUAAUACACCAGUUUCAUCAUCAACGUCCACAACUGGUACGAAUACAACACCAAUGAAGUCUACACCAAUUCAUAACUCUUUACAAAAUAUUUUUAAAAAUGCAAAUAGGUCAAAUUUAAAUAAUAAUAAUAAUAAUAAUAAUAAUAAUAAUAAUAAUAAUAAUAAUAAUAAUAAUAAUAAUAAUAAUAAUAAUAGUGGUUGUGGGAGUGGUAGUUUAAAUAGUGUUAAUAAUAAUAAUAAUAAUAAUAAUAAUAAUAAUAAUAAUAGUAAUAAUAAUAAUAGUAAUAGUAAUAGUAAUAGUAAUAAUAAUAAUAAUAGUAAUAGUAAUAAUAAUAAUAAUAAUAGUAAUAGUAAUGCAUACCCGUUAAAAUAUUAUCAACAUCCUCAGCAAUCAUGUUCAAAUUUGGAUUCUUUUGAAAAUUUAUCACCAUUAAGACAAUCAUCAACUUUAUUAAAUUUUAGUUCUAAUAAUAAUAAUAAUAAUAAUAAUAAUAAUAAUAAUAAUAAUAAUAAUAGUAAUAAUAAUAGUAGUAAUAAUAAUAAUAAGAAUAAUAGUAGUAAAAAUAAAGUAGGAGGUGGAAAUAAUAAAAAUAAUGGUGGUGAUGAUAGCGCUCAAUUUAUUUCAUCUGAUAAUAAAUAUAAUACUGUUGGAAAUGAAACUCAUCAUCAUCAUCAUCAUCAACUUCAUAAUCAUCGUCAUUCAAAUGUUCAAGGUAGUUCAUCACCAAUUAAAUCAUCACCAAAAUUAAUAUCUUCACAAUCUCUUGGUAAUAUUUUUAGUCAAAUCUCACCAAAUAUAGCUUUAACAACAAAUAUAUCACCACAUGGAUCACCAUUUUCCUCUUCAUCAUCUUCAAGAAAAUCAUCUUCAUCUCCUUCUUUUUUAAAUCAAAAUAAUCAAAACAAUCCAAAUAAUCAAAAUAAUCAAAAUAAUUCAACAUCUCCACAUGAAAAGUCAUUUUUAAAUAAUUCAAAUGAUAGUUUUGAUUAUAAUGAUAAUUCAAAAAGAUUAAGAAAUAGAUUAACUAGAAAUACAGGGUAUAGUAGUACAGGUAGCAUUGGAAAUAGUAGCAGUAGUAGUUUUUAUAAUAAUAAUAACGAAAAUAGUAAUAUAUAUUCAAAAAUUAAACAUACAAGAAGUAGUAGUGGCGGUAAUAAACCAUCACCAAAAUAUUUUCAAACUUCACAAGCAAUAUAUACUCCACCAUAUCCACAACCAUAUCCACAACCACCUCAACUACCACCACCAUCAUCAUCAUCAUCAUUAUCUAAAGAAAAUGAUAAUGUCGACAACAACAACACCAAUAAUAAUAAUAAUAAUAAUAAUAAUAAUAAUAAUAAUAAUAAUAAUAAUAAUAAUGAGUCAUUUUUUUCAUCAAAAGGUACAAUGAAUUUAAUUCAUAUAUCCCUAUUAUCAGUAUUGGCAUUUUAUAUUUUCUUGAUGGUAUCAAAAAAGUUUUUAUUUAGAGUAUUUCAAUGGAAUAAUAAUAUUAAUUCAUUGUUUAUUUUAAUAUUUUCAUUUCAUUUCAUAUUCUCAUCGAUUUUAAUGUUUUUGUUGGUGGUAUUGUUAAAAAUGAAGAAAUACUCACAUUCAAUCUCUCAAUCUGCACGUGAAUCCUUAAGAAAUUCAAGAGUGAUACCAUCAUUAUUAAAUUUCUUUUUAUCAGAUUAUAUUUUUUUGGGUUUAGUUUUAUCUGGUUUGGUUAAUAUCCUUCAAGUUAAUCUUUUCUUUAAUCCAAAAGAUCCACUUUUAAAUUUAGAUUCAAUUUCUAAUAUAUCAACAGCAAUUGAAUUUUUAGUUGUUGGAAUUGUAUUAAAUUUUUCACAUAUUCCAAAAAAAAUGUAUAAUAGUAGAUAUAGCGAAUUUAGAGUUUCAUCAUCGAUCUCACCAUAUUUUCAAGAUGAAUCCUAUAAUGUAAAUAAUAUAAUAAAUAACGAUAAUAAAAAUAAAAUUAACGAUAAAAGUGAUAAUAGUAAUAGUAUCACUAAUAAUAAUAAUAUCAAUAAUAAUAUUGAUAAUAAUAAUAAUAGUAGUAGUAAUACUAAAAUUAAUAACGAUUUAAAUUUUGAUAAUAAUAUUAAAAAUAACGAUAUAAAUAAUAAUAUUACAAAUAAUAAUAAUAACAAUAACAAUAAUAACAAUAAUAACAAUAAUACUAAUAAUAAUAAUAAUAAUAAUAACAAUAAUAGUAACAAUAAUAAUAAUAAUAAUAAUAAUAAUAGUAAUAAAAAUAAUAAUACUAAUAGUAAUAAUAAUAAUAAUAAUAGUAGUAAUAAUAAUAAUACUAAUAAUAAUAAAAUUAACGAUAAUAAAAAUAAUAAUAAUAAUAAUAAUAAUAAUAAUAAUAAUAAUAAUAAUAAUAAUAAUAAUAAUAAUAAUGAAGAAGAUGAUGAAGAAGAAAAGAAUGAUUGGUCAUAUUCAUUUCAAAUAUUUUUUACAAGAAUAUUUUUAUGUUUAUCAAUUACUUAUACAUUGAUUGUAUUAAGAUUAAAUUAUGAUCCAUUGAAUCAAUUCUUACAACAAAGUAGUUCAUUUGGAUCUGGAGCUAAUGGUAAUAGUGGUGGUGGUAAUGUAAAUACAAUCAUUUCACCAGUACAAUUUCAAGCACCAUUGGCAACUUUAUUACAUUUCAUUCAAUUGGUAUUGUUAUUGGUAAAUUAUAAUCGUUUUAGAACCAAUAGAUUCUUUUCAUUAAUAUUAUCAACAAUUUUCAUAGAAGUUUCAUCUUGGGAGACAUUUGGUUUGAAUUCUCGUUUAUUUGAAUCAUAUAUUUUCGAGGCAUUAUUAAUUCGUAGAUGGAUUCGUGCAUGUUCUGUUGGUUUCCCAAUUGUUGGUAUCAUUUUGGAUAUCUAUAGUGGUUGGAUGAGUAUAAAUCAAUCGAUCAAAUCAAUCGAUCAACAAAACAUUAUGAUUGUCAAUAGAUUUAAUUACCUCUGUUCAAACGUUAAGAAACAAGAGGAAUUAACACAAUACAACUCUCAAUUCUACAUUGAAUCAAUGAAUCAAUUCAAACGUUUAGUUCAAAAUACAGGUUCAAUCAUUAGUUUAAUAUAUGAUACCGAUGUUCAACCAAAUCAAGAGGCUUAUCUAAGUAAAUUCUCAAGUUCUUAUGAACAAUUAAGUAAACUAACCAAGGAGUGUUUAUUCUACUCGGAAAUUAAACAAUUGAAACGUAAUGAUGUAGAGAAUCUAUCAUUUGUAGUUUCAAAUCUUUUAGAGGAUUUAAUUUCAACACCAUCAAUUAGAACUCAAUUCGAAGAGAAAGAAAUCGAUCUCUUCUAUUUAAUUGAUAAAGAUGUACCUCUCUCAUUGGUUGGUGAUUCUCAAAAGAUUAAACAAAUUCUAUUGAAACUAAUAACCAAUAGUAUAAAGGCAACCUAUGAAGGUGAAGUUUAUAUUAGAGUUUCCCUCUCAAGUAAUUUAGGUGUUUUAAAACAACAACCAAUUCAUCAUCAUCGUCAUCAUCAUCGUCAUCAUCACCAUCACCAUCACCAUCAUCAUCAUCAUAUCAUUGAUGAUGAUGAUUAUGACGACGAUAAUGAUGAUGACAAUAAUACUGAAGAUAGUAGUAGUUGUUGUAAUAUUGAUGAAUUAUCUGAUAAAAUUAAAGAUAAUCAAGAUGAAAAUUUAGAAUUAAAAAAAUCAAAUAAUGAUAAAAUUAUUGAAAAUAAAGAAAAUCAAGAAAAUAAUAAUAAUAAUAAUAAUAAUAAUAAUAAUAAUAAUAAUAAUAAUAAUAAUAAUAAUAAUAAUAGUAAUAAUAAUACAAAUAUAAAUAUAAAUACAAAUAAUAAUAAUGAUAGUAAUAAUAAUAAUUGUAUUAAUAAUGAUUUAAAAAAUAAUAAUAAUAAUAGUAAUAAUAAUGUAAAUAAUAAUAAUAAUAAUAUUAAUGAUAGUAAUAAUAAUAAUAAUAGUAAUAAUAAUAAUAUUAAUAAUAAUAUUAAUAAUAAUAUUAAUAAUAAUAAUAAUAUUAAAAAGAAAAAAAAGAAAAAUGAAUUUACAGUUUAUUUUUCAGUAAUUGAUAGUGGUUCAGGUAUUGAUCCUUAUAGUACAAAUUUAUUAUUUCAACCAUUUUCAUUAUCAAGUUAUAAUGUAAAUUCAACCAAUACAGAUGGUGAAUUUGGUUUAGGUUUAGCAAUUUGUAAACAAUUAUCAAAUUUAAUGAACGGUGAAAUUAAAUAUGAAACAGAAAUGGAGAAGGGAUCAGUUUUCGAGUUACAAGUUCCAAUGAAAUGUGAUAGUAUUAGCUCAAUUACUUCCUCGAUGAAUAGUACUACUAAUACCACCAAUCAUUAUCCAAGAAUUAUGAAUAAUCAAAGUUCAAAGUUUUUUGCAAACUCUAAAUGGGGCGAAGGCUUAAAGAUAUUGGUUAUUGAUGAUAAUCCAAACAUUGGAAAAGUGAUAGCAAUGCAUUUGGAACCAUUUGGAUUUAAAGUUUUCCAAAGAACCACCUUUCAAUCGGCUAUUUAUUUCUUUAAUGAACGUAAUGGUGAUUUCAAUCUAAUUCUUUUGGACCCAUUGAUUCCUUCAUUGGUAAUCGAUGAGAUUAAACAAAUGAAACAAGAUUCUUCCAAUAUCAUAAAGAAUCCACCUUUGGUAAUAAUGUGUACCGCUAAACUUAGAAAAUCUUUAAAUGUUGAUAAUGUUCAUUACCUCUAUAAACCAAUUAAAAGAGAACAAUUAACUGUACUCUCUCAAUUAUUACCAAAUACUUCAACAAUUAAUCCAAUUUAUUCAAAUCAAAAUUUAAAUAAUAGUGGUAGUAGUAAUGGUGGUGGUGGUGGUGGUGGUGGUGGUGGUGGUGGUGGUGGUGGUGGUGGCAGUGGUAGUAGCAAUAUUGAUUUCAAUAAAACUAAACUUGGUGGUUCUAAUAUUUCAACUGGUAUUGGUAAUAGUGGUUUAAUUAAUAGUAAUAAUAUUCCAACUCCAGUUAAUACACCUUCAAAUAUUAUUCCAAAUUUACUUUCUUGUCAAUCAUUAUUAACAAGUUUAAAUAAUGCAAAUAUUCCUCAAUUAACAAAUGAUAUUGGUAUAACAAAUAAUAAUAUUAAUAAUAAUAGUUUAAUGUUUACAACACCAAAUUCAACACUUAGUAAUAAUGGUAUUACAGGUUUAGAUAAUAAUAGUAAUAAUGAUACUGGUAGUAUUGAUAAUAAUAGUAAUAUUAGUACAAAUAUUGAUAAUAAUAAUGAUUAUUUUAUUAGAAAUAAUGGUAUUCCUCCUCAAAAUGAUAUGAAUACUUAUAAUAAUUAUGUUUUAAAUCAUCAACAAGGUGUUCUACCAAAAUCAUUAUCAGUACCAUCCACUCCAUUAUCAUAUAAUAUGUUACCAACAAAUCUAAACAUUAAUGCAAAGAGAUCUUCAUUACAACCAUUAAAUGAAAAUUCAGUUUUACCAACAAAUUUAACACCUCCAAUUUUAUCUGCUUCACCUCAAUCUUUACUUCCAAUGGGUAAUGAUAUUAAUUCAAUAUUACCAAAUACCCAACAAUCACAAAUAGAUUUACAAUCACAAAUCGAAUUACAACCACUUUUACAAUCAACUAUAAUUAGAAAUGAUCGUGGUGGUGAUAUUUUACCUGAUUCAACUUUAGAAGGUCAAAUAACAAAUUUAAGUGGUAAUAAUUCAACCAUAUCAAUAAAUCCACCAUUACCAGAAACUAAUAACAACACAACAACAACGACAACAACAACACAACCAAAGAAAUCACCGAUAUUAACAUCUUCAAAUGGUAGUGAUAAGAGUGAAGGUUCGACUGGUAGUAAUAGAUCAAAAUCUAGAAUUUCCUUUUUAAAUUCAAGUAAUAGUGGUUUAUUAAAAAAUAAUCUUGGUGAAGAUAUUUAUUGUAAAGGUGAUCAAUCUGAAGGUAUUCCAAUACCAAAAUCUGAAAGAACUUCUGAUUCUUCAUCUUCAUCUUCUUCCUCUGAUUCACAUGGCCAAGAUGAUCAUUCAUAUAGAUUGGAAGAUUUUUCAAUUUCUUCACCAUCUUCUCAAUCACCAUUACUAGAUUUAAGUGGUACAAGUGGUACAAGUGGUACUACAAAUCUUGCAAAUAGUGGUAUUAAUAGUGGUAGUGGUAGUGGUGGUGGUGAUAUUAUUAAUCAAAAUCAAUUAAUAACAUCAAAUCAAUUAUUUCAACAACAACUACAACAGCAACAACAACCACAACAACAACAACCACCAGGAACUCCAACAAUUUCACCAUCAUCAUCAUUCCCAUUAUUACCAAUACCAAGAGAUAUCAUUAAUAGCAGUGGUGCAAGUAGUGGUAUUAAAGUUAAAUCGUCAACUUCAAUACCAGAUUAUGUACAAGUUUCACCAAGAAGAUUUAGUGGUAGUAGUACAGGAAGUGGUAGUAGUGUUGCAUCACCUCAAUUACUUUCAACUUCAAAUCAAUUAAAUAAUAAUAUUAAUAAUCUUAACCUUAAUAGUAAUAAUAAUAACAACAAUAAUAAUAAUAAUAAUAAUAAUAAUAAUACAAAUAAUGAUAAUAAUAAUAAUAAUGAUAAUAAUUAUAAUGUUAAUAUUUUAUUAGUUGAAGAUAAUUUAGUAAAUGCAAAGAUUGCAAUGACAGUAUUAAGAAAACAUAAUUUUAGAGUUGAACUUUCAAAGAAUGGUCAACUUGCGAUGGAAAGAAUUAAACAAAGUCACUCAUCAUUCGAUUUGAUUUUAAUGGAUAUUCAUAUGCCUGUAAUGGAUGGUAUCACUUGUUCAAAGUUAACACGUAAAUUUGAAACUGAACAUGGUCUUAAACAUUUACCAAUUAUCGCUCUCACUGCUGAUGCAACCACUGGUCAUAAAAAUCUUUGUCUUGAAGCUGGUUGUAAUGAAUUUAUGUCAAAACCUUUAGAUUAUGCUUUAUUAAUUAGUUUAUUAAAGAAAUUAGUUUUUAAUAAAGAUCAAUAA